Eucalyptus grandis is the source of this 1078-nucleotide messenger RNA. Its product is annotated as ribonuclease 2-like. Gene Ontology annotation, biological process: RNA catabolic process. Gene Ontology annotation, molecular function: ribonuclease T2 activity; RNA binding. Bases 5 to 865 code for a protein of 286 amino acids. Lineage: Eukaryota; Viridiplantae; Streptophyta; Magnoliopsida; Myrtales; Myrtaceae. Gene Ontology annotation, cellular component: extracellular region. The transcript is spliced from 9 exons. The record is from RefSeq and is a predicted model, not a curated record.
CAUCAUGCGAAUCUGUCGUAACCCGAUUCUCUCUCUCUCUCUCUCUCCAUCGAUGGCUUCUUCUUCGUCUCUCCUCCGCCUGACGGUUCUCGCCGUGGCGAUCGCGGCGGCGGCGGCGGUCGCCGGAGGGGCGGACGACGGGGGCAACCAGAGAGAGUUCGAUUACUUCAAGCUGACGGUGCAGUGGCCGGGCACCUUCUGCCGGCGGACUCGCCAUUGCUGCUCCUCCAACGCCUGUUGCCGCGGCUCAAAUGCUCCAGCUGAAUUCACUAUACAUGGACUAUGGCCUGAUUACAAUGAUGGAACUUGGCCUGCCUGUUGCAGUCGAUCUGGUUUCGAUGAAAAAGAGAUCUCAACAUUGGUUGAUACACUUGAAAAAUACUGGCCAUCUUUAAGUUGUGGCUCCCCUUCAACUUGUCAUGGCGGAAAAGGAUCAUUCUGGGCUCAUGAGUGGGAGAAGCAUGGAACUUGCUCCUCUCCUGUAGUGCGAGAUGAAUACAACUACUUUUUAACAGCUCUGAAUGUCUACUUCAAAUAUAAUGUGACUGGAGUACUAAAUGAUGCUGGAUAUGUGCCUUCUAACACUGAGAAAUAUCCUCUUGGGGGCAUUGUUUCUGCAAUUCAGAAUGCUUUCCAUGUGACCCCAGAAAUAGCUUGCUCCAAUGGAGCUUUGCAGGAGGUCCGCUUAUGCUUCUAUAAGGACUUUCAGCCUCGAGAGUGUAAGGUUGAAUCUAUCCUCCUCCAAGAUAUGAGUUUAUUAAAAAGCUCAUGUCCCAAGUACAUCAGCUUGCCAGCAUAUGUGUCGCCUGGGCAAGCAAAGUCUGAAUGGAUAGCGUCGACGGUUCCCCAAAUCGAAGCUCUAUAGGCUCUUGACUGGCAGAGGCUGACUGACAUCGAAGCUCUAUAGGCUCUCGACUGGCAGAGGCUGCCCAUCAGUCAGUUGGCGUUCGGCCAUGAUUGGGAUGGUGUAUGUCGUGAUGUAUAUGUACAGUCUGAUGAUUCUUGUUGUAUUCUUAAUUAUGAAGAACAGAUUACUGCAAAUUUCUAUUUAUUUCGUGGAAAACUCACGUUUCAGAAA